This is a messenger RNA of Cladocopium goreaui, 2787 nucleotides long. NCBI's taxonomy places the organism in Eukaryota, Dinophyceae, Suessiales, Symbiodiniaceae. The record is from the annotation of a GenBank genome assembly.
AUGCUCACAGGUCGGGGUUUCGAGUGUUUCAUGCUUCUGGCCGCCCGCACGAAAGCAGUCACGGGGCUCCGCUUGAGUUGGGAGGGGUGGGAAAGUGACAGAGAGAUUGAUUGGUAUGCCAUUUGCGCCGAUUCUGGAGCCGGUGUGCUAAAAGCACUGGAGGUUCAUGUCUCGGAUCACAAGGUGUUGUCUUGUGAUUUCAAGUUUAAGGACCGGAACACUAAGGUGGGGUAUCUGACCAGAGGGCCCAGCUGGGUCCUGCCUCAGGGACUCAACAGAGAUCAAUGGAAAAAGUUGCUGCAGGACAAUUGGGCUCGUCUUCCGUCUGCUGCUCAAUUCCUUGAACGCCUGCUCUCCUCUGACUUGCAGGGAACAGUGGAAGACGAUUGGAACCAGUUUCUUCAGGUCUUGGACGACCUGCAUAGAGAGGCUUUUUGGGAACUUAGUCAGACCUCAGAAGAUUCUCGCAUCAGCUGUGAUGCUGCAGCUCGAUGUCGGAACACUGUCGUCAAGGGUCACCCUCCGGCUCGGAAAGAGCGCAACACCAAGCGCUGUAACGCUAAGGUCAAUGAAACUGAUAUGAAGCUGGUUAAGUGUCGAAAGCGGGUCGCCAGGAUUUAUGAAUUGAUCCGUCUCACUAAGGAACAAGUUUCAGGCUCUGAGUUAUCUGCAGGGUCUCAGCAUGUUGCGGCAAGAGCCAACUUGGUUCGACGUCUCAGGCUGGAAUCUCAGCCGCCUCUUCGUGAACAGUUGUCUCUGCUCCGUAGGGCUAAGGCGGAACUUCAGGCCAUGGAAACUCAGGGUCGGGAUGAUCGACUUUCCGGGUGGCGGCAGCAGUUCAAUUCUGAUGUGAAAUUUGCUGGAAAAUGGUUGAAGUGUUCUGGGUCCACCAUGGGGAUUCAGAUCAAGGAUGGCGAUGGUACCAGCCGAAGCCCUCAAGAAGAGCUUGUUAGUGUGGCUGCAUCCAUGCGGGGAUCAGGUGGGGGAGACGCUUGGGUCGGCUCCGAACUCAGUUGUCUGCCGCCGGAAGCUUGGCAGAUGUACAGGAUCCUGGUUGAAAGGUGGCUGGCCGCUGGCAGAGUUCCUGAAGCCGUCAAAGCGGCCAGAACGGUUUUCUUGCCUAAGGAACACAAGGUCAUUGAGGGUGUGCUGCAAGCGGGCGAUGCCCGCCCUAUCACGGUGUUAUCAUCUUGGUGGAGGGUAUUGAUAGGAACUUGGUUGAAGACUUCUCAAGCUCAUCAAUGGAUUUCCCAGAUUCUUCAUCCGGUUGUGGUUUAUGGCAAGCAAAGUGACAGUCAGGUUGCGGCCGGGCAGUUGCUCGAAGCGUACACCCAAGCUGGUUUCCUUUGUUCAUUGGAUUACACCAAAUGUUUUGAUUGCCUGCGGCCUUCAUCUAGUGUUGCCAUGUUCAUCAAAACUGGUUUGGAUUCCCGAUUUUGUACCAUCAUCAAAGAUCUUUGGGAUUCUCAUGUUCGAUGGCCUUCUUGGGGGGGCACUGUGCAUCACGAAGUUUUGGCCACUCACGGCCUUCCGAUUCCUCAAGGGGAAUGCCUGGGACCGAUCACCUGCUGCCUCUGGCUGUCUGCUGGCCAGAGAUACGUGGAAGCUCAAAUGGGGGCUGCUCUGACAAGUUCCAUUUACAUGGACGACCGAUCCUUCGUGGCUCGGUCUGCUGAGGAGUUGGUGCAAGCUCAGCGCUGCUGGGCGGACUGGAGUGGUAGGGUAGGGUUGCUUGAGUCUGCUUCUAAGACCCAAAUGACAGCUCGUUCUCAGGCUCAGAAGCGAUCGUUGCAGACUUUGAUUCCUGCCGAAUGGUUUCGCUCAGAUAUCACGAUGCUGGGGGUUGUCACUAAGGGGGCCCCUAGGUGUAAUGCCCAGCAAGAAAGGGAUAGGCUGACUAAGGCUAAGCUCCGUCUGACUUCUUUGUCCACGCUUCGUCUUGGCUCUGGGCUCUUUGCCGUCUACGCUCGGGUUUUUUCCCUCAGUCUCUGUUCUUACGGGUGGCUGUCUCGUCUUCCUCGGAAAAUGGAUUGCGAUGCUCUCUGGACCGCCGUCAAGAAAGGUCAGAAGGUGUUGUACUCUGCGAACACUUGGUUGCGUGCCAUGGUCCAUGGGGGUCUGAACCAUCUGGACAUCAUCACGGCGUGCAACCUGUUCAGGGUCGUGUCGGUUUUGCGCUUUCGGGGUCAGGCGUUCUGGUCCAACGGGUCAGGUAGUCUCGUGGCUGAGUUGCGCAAGUGGUUCAAGGCCAGGAGGUUCUCGGAGGUGCGUCCUUGGGAGUGGAGUCAUGUGGAUGAUCCGUCCAUCCAGGUGUCUGCUUUGAACUCUGACAAGGUUCAUCUCAAGCGCAUGAGUCAUCUCAUCCGGGAAGGUUGGAGGUUCUACUGUUGGGACCAGUUUCUUCAAACGUCUCGUCAUGAGAUCUCUACGGUCAGUCAUGUCCAGGCGUCUGAUCUUAGGCAGGUCAAGUGGUCUGCGGUCAGGGCUUUGUCUGAGUCUUGCGCGGCGUGUCGCACGGUUGCGGUCGGGGGCACGGUGAGUCCGGCGUGGUUCCAUGCUCGGGAUGGGGAGCCCUUCUCCUCUUCUUGUCCUUGGUGUCCCGCCUUGGGGUCCUGGUUUCAUGUGUGCUGGGAAUGCGAGUUCAGUCCUCUUCUGGCGUCUCGUCCUCCCACUCCGUCUUUGGGUAUCACUCGUCGUUUCGGUUGGAGUCCUAACCCUGGUCCUGUGCUGAAGUACCUCGCUGAGGUUCAGAAAGCGAUCUGGGAUCACCGGUAUGGCCGGUCAUAA